AUGUCAGUUCGCAACAAACCAUGGAGGGACAUAAACUGGGGAGACAAACAGAGUGCCCUGCAGUAUGUGGAGGACUACAGACCUCAGACUGACGGCCAGCUGCUCAGGAUUCUCCUUUAUGGUCCGGUUGGAGCUGGAAAGUCCAGUUUCAUCAACUCUGUCCAAAGUGUCUUACGCGGCCGUAUGUACGCACAUGCUUUGGUGGACAACACCUCUCACGACUGUUUCACAAAAAGAUACACAACCUACAAGAUCAGAAAAGGAAGAGCAGAUACCUUUUACCCUUUUGUCUUCAAUGACAUCAUGGGUCUGGAUCCAAUCAAAGGUGUCCCUGUGAAUGAUGUCAAACUGGCUCUGAUGGGACACGUGAAGGAAGAUUACAGGUUCAAUCCUGAUUCAACGUUGUCAGACGAUGAUCAAUUCUACAACGAACAGCCAACUAACAACGAUAAAGUGCACGUUCUGGUUUGUGUCAUUGAUGCCAACACAGUACCUCAAAUGAGUGAAAAAACUGUGGAGAAGAUUCGUGACAUCAGGAUUGAAGCCAGAAAACUGAGGAUUCCUCAAGUGGCCAUUCUCACCAAGAUUGAUAUGGUCUGUCCUGAAAUCAAAGAAGAUUUACAGAAUGUCUACAAGAUGAAGUACGUGAAGGAAAAGAUGGAGGAGUUCAGUGCCAAAGUGGGAAUUCCCAUGAACUGCAUCUUCCCUGUGAAGAACUACGAUGAAGAAAUCGACCUCAACAGUGACGUUGACUCACUGAUCCUGAGCUCAAUGAAUCACAUCAUCAACUUCGGAGACGACUGCAUCAACUUCAACAAGGAUCAGUCUGAAGGAUGAGACUGACUAGGUUUGAUCAGAGCAUAAAAAGGCUGUAUUCCAUGAUGUCAAAAAAACUACCUGAGACACUUUCCAGCAGGAUUUCCAACAAUCUUUUUGCUUACUGCACCAUUUGUGUUUUACUUUAAAGCACAUGUGUCAAACUCAACUUCUCUGAAAACCAC
Molecule: messenger RNA, 1001 nt
Organism: Sander lucioperca (pikeperch)
Lineage: Eukaryota; Metazoa; Chordata; Actinopteri; Perciformes; Percidae
Product: interferon-induced protein 44-like
Exons: 6
Coding region: 1-837 (278 amino acids)
Source: RefSeq, a predicted model, not a curated record